AUGUCUCUCCUCGCCCACGCAGGAAAGGUCCCCCUCUUACUUUCAAUGAUUUGGGCCCACUAUGUGGCAUACACUUCCCCAAACCCUGUCGUCACCGAGCGAUCUGCAGCGCUUCCGGCAACUGUAGGGCGCGCAACAGUCAUCAUGAGGCCGGUGUGGAUGCGACGCGUACACAAGGCGAUUACGCGAGCCAUUAUACUUGCCGACGCUCUUGCAAUCGUAACUUCGUUGCUUCUCGAAGACAUCGCUACCUCGCUCCACGUUGACGAAGCCAUUCUUGCCACUUGUACACGCAUCCGCAUCACGCCCUUAUUCCUCGUCGGAUGGGCGUUGGUUAUCAGCGGAGCCUUGUUGAGGAAGGCAUGCUACCGCGAGCUUGGCAAGCACUUCACAUUCGAAGUCACGGUGCACAACGACCAUCGCCUCAUCACAUCUGGUCCGUACUCCGUCGUCCGUCACCCGGCCUACACCGCGACAUGCAUCCUCGUCCCCGGAGCGGUGCUCUGCGCUUUCAGCGAGGGAGCAUGGCUCAGAGAGUCUGCGUUCCUCCAUUCUUGGAUGGGCCAAGUCUUGGCGCUGUUGUGGGUGGCGGACCUGACGUACGUGCCUUUGAUGAUGCUGUUCAAGCGGGUGCGGCUCGAAGACGCCUUGAUGAAGAAGACCUUCGGGAAGGAGUGGGACGAGUGGGUGAAGCGUACCCCAUGCGCGAUCUUGCCGUGGAUCUACUGA
Molecule: messenger RNA, 729 nt
Organism: Epithele typhae
Lineage: Eukaryota; Fungi; Basidiomycota; Agaricomycetes; Polyporales; Epitheliaceae
Exons: 2
Coding region: 1-729 (242 amino acids)
Biological process (GO): C-terminal protein methylation
Cellular component (GO): endoplasmic reticulum; membrane
Molecular function (GO): protein C-terminal S-isoprenylcysteine carboxyl O-methyltransferase activity
Source: RefSeq, a predicted model, not a curated record